AUGGCGAAUGAUCCUAGGCUGACAGGAGGAAUUCUGGAGAAGUGCUUAAGUCCAGUCCAAGAAAUUUUGUGCAAAACUAGUAAACUGCCUCCUCCUGCUUUUACCACUUACUCAAUAGUUGUUCAGUUCUGAAUACCUUAUAUAUAUAUAUAUAUUAAGUGAAUAAUGCUUUUUUCAGUUGUUAUCAGCUCAGGGACAGAACAUCCAUAAAGUCUGAUCGAAUCAUUAAACAGUAUGAUAUCAAAUUUUAUUGACAUGUGAUUCAAUCUAAACACAAGAAAUUUACAGGGCAGGAUUUUACACAAUGGAAGCUUGAUGAAAAAAAGUCAGUUUUUAUUAGCCUGAAUCCGUCCCCUCGGAAAAUGGUUAAGUCUAACUUAAAGUAUAAUUAAAUUCAGUUUUGCCUAUGAGAGUCUAACUGGGGCUUAAUACUUCAAACCUUACACUCAGAUCCAGUGAUAACAUAAAAUGGCACAAUCAUGGAAUAAAAUGUAAACCAUGGAUUAGUAGUAACUGGCUUCUUGGAAACUGCGCUUCGAUCCACCCUGGCUUUCAGAAGGCCACUGUGAGGUCGUACGCUCAAGUCUGACCCAUGCGAUUCAUAGUAUGUUUCAGAAAACAAACUAAUACUUUUCUACUAUGAAGUAACUACUUCUUUUUCUAAAGAUAGUAGUAGGUGUUAAGGCUGCUUAAAGGAAAUUCUCGCUUCCAAACAUAUCUAACAUUAGCAUUCUUUUUACUUCCCACAUUAGGAAUCACCCCGAUCACCGUUGUGACGCACCAUGACAAACUGAAAUCACAAGAGGAGUGUGAAAACGCCCUCCGCCAAGCAUCAGCAGCUACCGGAAGUUCAUUGGAACACACAUUCUUUAUACGCAACUACACAAAAGACAACAGUAAACGUAACCCGGAGACAGAGUGCAUGAUAUUCGACAUUCUUCACUGCGCACUGCUGACGGCCGAGAAGGCAGUGAAGGUCAUGAAACAGAGAGAAAUGGAGGAAGACGAGAAGGCAUUGAAUUCUGUUGAAGGUAACACAUAA
Molecule: messenger RNA, 1042 nt
Organism: Porites lobata
Lineage: Eukaryota; Metazoa; Cnidaria; Anthozoa; Scleractinia; Poritidae
Source: the annotation of a GenBank genome assembly